AUGGUUGCAGCCCGAAUGAUCGUGGCCAUAGAGAACCCCCAGGACAUCAUCGUGGCCUCCCAGCGACCGUAUGGUUCCCGUGCAGUGCUGAAGUUCUCUCAGUAUACGGGGGCCAACCCUUUAGCGGGACGAUGGACUCCCGGCACCUUGACCAACCAGAUCACGCAGAAGUAUUUAGAGCCCCGGCUGCUGAUUGUGACCGACCCCCGCACUGAUAGCCAGGCAAUCAAGGAGGCCUCCUAUGCCAGCAUCCCCGUGAUCGCGUUGUGUGACACGGACUCCCCGUUGGAGAACGUGGAUGUGGCCAUCCCGGCCAACAACAAGGGAGCCUUUGGACAUUUGAAGGUCCAACUGAUUCCUCAAGUGACAAAGCAACAUGUGGAGACCAUGGCCGCCUUGGUUUUUGCCAAGAAAAGUGGAGAAAAUAUCGAUGCACAGAAUUGA
This is a messenger RNA of Cladocopium goreaui, 444 nucleotides long. Lineage: Eukaryota; Dinophyceae; Suessiales; Symbiodiniaceae. The record is from the annotation of a GenBank genome assembly.